UGAAAGCAGUUCCCCUGGAGACCGCUGCUGCACCGGCGUGCUAUGGAGCCGAGGCUAGUCAAGCCGCCUGGACAAGAUUUAGUUGUUGAGCGUCUCAAAAGCCAGUACGGACUUAGGGGCAACUGUUCCAGCGAGCAUGACUUUUCAAAUUUUGAUCAGGCUAAAUAUAAGAGAAGAUCUCUGAUCUCCCCAGAUUUGGAUAUCUACUCUUCUGGAGAUAAGAUUGGUUCAUCAUUAAGAUGUUAUUCAGAUGAAAGAAUGAAUUAUUCAACACCUUUUUGCAGUUCAUUUAAACACUUAAAUAUGAAUGGCCUAGAUGAUGAACUGGAUUCUUUUCAUGAUUUGAAGAAACAGGAAACAGAAGAAGAGUUAAUUAAGAGCAAUCGUAGAGUUAGUACUUCCCAAAUAACCAAGGAAUCUUUUAAAGACAUAGAGAAAGUUGCCCCGCCAACUAAUGUGGCCUCAUCAAGACCUCGUGCUGAAUGUUGUAGUGAUACCAAUGACAGUCCUUUGAAACAUGUCAGCUAUGCAACAUCUAAAGUAUCAAACAGGCAUAGCAUACUUCCGCAUCAUGUAAAUCAGAUAUAUGAUGAAUUAUUUCAAAUACAUCAGAAGCUACAGUGUGAAACCACAGCACAACAGAAAUUUGCUGAAGAACUUCAAAAGCGAGAAGAGUUUUUAGUAGAAAGAGAACAAUUGCUUUUCAGACAUGAAAAUGCCUUGAGUAAAAUUAAAGGUGUUGAAGAUGAAGUUGUUACAAGAUUUCAAAUUAUAAAGGAGCAACAUAAUGCAGAAGUUGAACAUUUAACUGAAGUUCUCAAGGAAAGGAAUAAAGAAUGCAAGAGAUUGAGAUCAUCUUUCGAUUCACUCAAAGAACUGAAUGAUAAUCUAAAAAAACAAUUAAAUGACGUAGGUGAAGAAAACAAGAAAAUGGAGAUUCAGGCUAAGAGGGUUCAAGCACGUUUAGAUAACUUACAGAGGAAGUAUGAGUUUAUGACAAUACAGAGGCUGAAAGGAAAUUUCCAUUCUACUCAUGAAGUAAAAAGUUUAAAACAAGAAAAAGUACCAGUUUCAAAAACUUUUAAGGGACCAGUUAAUGGACAAGUAUAUGAACUUUUAAUUGUCUUCAUGGACUGGAUAUCAGAUCAUCACCUUAGCAAAGUGAAACUUGAAGAAUCUGGUAUAGAUGGUGAAAAGCCAUUACCCAAGUCUCAGAGAAGUGAUAUUCAAGAGAAAUGUAUAAAGCUUUUACCUUUGAUGACAGAGCAGCUACAGUGGAUGCCAUUUAUCAAUACCAGAUUUCAUGAGCCUUUUGUGAAGUUUAUAUAUUGGUCCCUAAGGCAACUGGAUGCAGGAACACAGCAUUCAACUAUGACAUCAACAUUGAGGAGAUUGGGUGAGGACAUAUUUAAAGGAGUGACAAUUAAAGGAAUUCACGAUACUUCUUUAGAGCAUUCUGUGGAGAACAAACCAAAGACAGCUGCUUUCUUUAAAAGUUCCAGUUUGCAAUUGAGAUUUUUAUCAACCUUAAUUGUUCUCAAAACAGUCACUCAAGCUGAUUAUCUGGCUCAGGCAUUUGAUUCUCUAUGUUUGGACUUGAAGACAGAUGAAGGAAAAUCCUUGUUUUUAGAGUAUCAAGCUGUUCCAGUAAUAUUAGGCCAUCUGAAAAUAUCCAGUAAGGGACUUUUAUCCAAUGUCAUUGAUAGUCUGCUCCAGAUGACAGUAGAAUCUAGAUCCUUGCAGUCUUUCCUGGAAGCCUGUAGCAACGCUUUAUUUUUUCGUACUUGUUCUGUGUUGCUUCGAACCCCUAAGCUUGAUCUUCAAAUCCUAGAAAAGCUCAGUAUUAUUCUACAGAAGCUGUCCAAAAUCAAGAGCAAUAAGAAGCUCUUUGAGCUUUUUACAAUUCAUCUGAUGCUGCAAGAAUUACAAAGGACCACUCAUCCAGAGCAUGCCUUCCUCUGUAUUAACUUGAACUCAACUCUGUUCAAUUUGGGCUUAACAAAGUGCAAUUCCUUUGUCUCCAAUACAAACGAAUAGAUUGGUUUAUUGCCCCAUUAGAUGGGUGUAUAUAUGUAUAUAAAACAGGUGUUAUUUGUAGAAGUGUAAAAAGUCACCACAGUAACAGAUUCUCCCAAGUAGAAUAGAAUCAUCUAUCAUGAAAGAUAACUGGCAUUUUUUUCAUCUUUGUAAAUGGAAUCUAUAAGCUAUGAAAGUUUUAUGUACAAGAUGACAGAUGACAUUUUCAGAAUUUAUGACAUUGGGGUUGGGAUACUUUUUAUAAAAGUACUCUAGGAAAGCUUUAUUAAAAUUAUGUGACAAUUUGAAAUAAAUUGGUUGCUUAUG
Molecule: messenger RNA, 2343 nt
Organism: Dipodomys ordii (Ord's kangaroo rat)
Lineage: Eukaryota; Metazoa; Chordata; Mammalia; Rodentia; Heteromyidae
Gene: Ccdc138
Product: coiled-coil domain containing 138
Exons: 15
Coding region: 43-2037 (664 amino acids)
Source: RefSeq, a predicted model, not a curated record